Molecule: messenger RNA, 1482 nt
Organism: Fusarium coffeatum
Lineage: Eukaryota; Fungi; Ascomycota; Sordariomycetes; Hypocreales; Nectriaceae
Exons: 4
Coding region: 1-1482 (493 amino acids)
Biological process (GO): transmembrane transport
Cellular component (GO): membrane
Molecular function (GO): transmembrane transporter activity
Source: RefSeq, a predicted model, not a curated record
AUGUCGUCGCAAGGAAAGGCCAACGAGGCGCCAGCCAAAGACAUGGCCCAAUCAAUCGACUCUCACCAACGCGAUGAAGUCCUCGAGUUGACAAAAGCUCAAUCGAAGCGUCUUCUCCUCAAGACAGAUCUAGUAGUCAUGCCACUCGCGGUUCUCAGCAUGACUCUCGCCUUCCUAGACAAGAACGCCUUAGGAUACGCCGCCAUCUUCGGCAUAAAAGAAGACGCGAACCUCAAACCCCAAGAAUACAGCUGGCUAAGCAGCAUCUUCUACUUCGGUUACCUCGCCAUGGAAUUUCCCAGCUUAUGGCUGAUGACCAAGAUCCCCAUCGGAAAAUACGUCGGUACAUGUCUCGUACUCUGGGGCGCUUGUUUAUGCUUCAUGGCUCUCUGCCACAAUUUUGCUGGUCUUGCAACAAUUCGAUUCCUGCUCGGUGUUUUUGAAGCUGCAGUUUUGCCUUGUAUGAUGAUCAUUAAUUCGAUGUGGUAUUUGAGGAAUGAGCAGCCGCUUAGGACGGCGUUUUGGUAUAAUACUUUUGCGGGUGUUUUUGGAGGCAUUUUGUCUUACGCCAUUGGACAGAUCAAUGGUUCUUUGUCGACAUGGAAGUACAUCUUUCUCAUCUACGGAGCAUGCACUAUCCUCGCAGGUGGUCUCGUCUUCUUCGGUCUACCAGACACUCCCUCCAAAGCAUGGUUCUUUACCGCUGAGGAGAAAAAGCUCGCAAUGAUUCGUCUUGCACCGAACCAGACUGGAGUAGAGUCAAAGAAGAAAUUCCAAACGUCCCAGAUCCUCGAAUCCCUCCGCGAUCCAAAAUGCUACUGCAUCUGGCUCGGCGUCUUCGGCUACGCAAUCGCCAACGCAGGAAUAACAAACUUCAACCCUCUCAUCAUCGCAGGCUACGGUUUCAGCAAGACGAAGACCGUGCUCAUGGCCACUCCUCAAGCCGCAGUUGCGAUGAUCAGCCAAGCCAUCCUGACCACAAUUUCAUUCUUCAUUCCCAACCUGCGAUGCGUCUUUUGGAUCUUCGGUGCUCUUAUGGGUCUUGUAGGAGCUGUCAUGGUCCAUUCACUUGAUGUUGAGACGUCGAGGAAUGCUUCGCUUGCUGGUGUUUAUUUAAUGGGUUUUUAUAAUGUCCCUUGGGUUUUCUUGUUGAGUUUGAGUUCGUCGAAUACGGCUGGUGCGACGAAAAAGAGUUUUAUGGGUGUUUCUAUUGCCAUCGUCUACGCCGUUGGCAAUAUUAUCGGACCUCAAUUCUUCCUCGACAGACAAGCACCUACCUACAUCCUCGGCAUCGGCGCCAUGCUCUGUGCUUUUGCGCUAAUGGUAGCUACUGGACUCGCUUACUACUUCCUCUGUGCCAUUGAGAAUAAGAAGCGGGACAGUCAAUUUGGAAAGGCUCAUGAUGAUACUGAUGCUGGAUUGGAGGCGGAGAGGAGCGAUAAGACGGAUUGGCAGAACCCCAACUUCCGAUAUACUUACUAG